Anguilla rostrata (American eel) is the source of this 3507-nucleotide messenger RNA. It is a transcript of the gene gpm6aa, whose product is annotated as glycoprotein M6Aa. NCBI's taxonomy places the organism in Eukaryota, Metazoa, Chordata, Actinopteri, Anguilliformes, Anguillidae. The transcript is spliced from 7 exons. Gene Ontology annotation, cellular component: plasma membrane; axonal growth cone; neuronal cell body. Gene Ontology annotation, biological process: neuron projection development. Bases 403 to 1239 code for a protein of 278 amino acids. The record is from RefSeq and is a predicted model, not a curated record.
CAUCUGUUCUCAGUGUGAGGGGCUGUUUUCAGCGCGCGGCGUCUGUUCCACCACAAGCCUCUGUCUGUAUUUCCAAACACCUGCAUUGCCCGCGCGCGUUUGAGUGGCUGCUCUCGUCUCACCGCGGACAGCGGAGUUCAGUGGAGUGGGGGAAUUUAUUUCAGAGCGUCGCGCGGCCGCGGCUUACAAUGGACAGUAUUGAGAAGAAGCAUUGAUGAUCUUCACGGAGCGACUCAUUUGAAUGAAAUAAGAUUUGACAGGCGGUCUCGAGGCUGAGUCGGGAGUAAGUGAGUCUGCGAGCGGAGCUCGGAGGUCUUUCCUAAACCACUGCUGCUGUCCCCGAGGAGACAAUAAAAACGCUUUUAAUCAUUUUACUGGAGGCUUGAAUUAAACCAAGCAAGAAUGGAGGAAGACUUGGACGAGGGGCAGACACAAAAAGGGUGCUUCGAGUGCUGCAUCAAGUGCCUGGGCGGCAUUCCGUACCCGUCGCUGAUCGCCACCAUCUUGCUCUACGCGGGCGUGGCACUCUUCUGUGGCUGCGGGCAUGAAGCCCUCUCCGGCACCGUCACCAUCCUGCAGAACUACUUCGAGGUGGUCAGAGGACCAAUGGACUCUCUGGACGUCUUCACUAUGAUCGACAUCAUCAAAUACGUGAUCUACGGAAUCGCGUCCGCGUUCUUCGUGUACGGCAUCCUGCUGAUGGUGGAGGGCUUCUUCACCACCGGAGCCAUCAGGGACCUGUACGGCGACUUCAAGAUCACCACCUGCGGCCGCUGCGUCAGCGCCUGGUUCAUCAUGCUGACCUACGUGUUCAUGCUGGCCUGGCUGGGCCUGACGGCCUUCACCUCCCUGCCCGUCUUCAUGUACUUCAACAUCUGGACCGUCUGCCAGAACACCACCGCCGUGGAGGGGGCCAACCUGUGCCUGGACCUGCGCCAGUUCGGGAUUGUGACAAUCGGCGAGGAGAAGAAGGUCUGCACUGGGUCGGAGAAGUUCUUCAAAAUGUGCGAAUCAAAUGAGCUGGACCUGACCUUUCACCUGUUCAUCUGCGCUCUGGCAGGAGCUGGGGCAGCCGUCAUUGCCAUGAUUCACUAUCUGAUGGUGCUCUCUGCCAAUUGGGCUUACGUGAAAGAUGCGUGCAGAAUGCAGAAGUACGAGGAUAUCAAAUCGAAGGAAGAGCAGGAGCUUCACGAUAUCCAUUCCACCCGCUCCAAAGAGCGACUCAACGCCUACACAUAAAGCACACGCGCUAGUCCCUGCCUUGCUCACGUCAGUACGGGGGGCGGGGCGGGGCUACACUGAGUUUAUGGGCGUGUCUCAGUAAGGUGGUCAGGGGGACCGUACCGUCGCCCUAACAGCGUUCCUGACGACCGCUCUUUACCUCUUUACAGGACUGAGUUCUUUUCUUUUCUUUUCUUCGACUACGUACUGCCUCGUUUUCAGAUUCACAUCAGAGACGACACAUCUCAGUCCUUUCAUUUCCCAAUGUGUGACGUGUCAUCCCACGGCAGCUGUCAUGGCAUUUUAUGACUUAAUCUGUAGUGCGAUUUAUUUCCCGCGGCGACACUCAUUUCUGUUUGUUUUGGUGGGAUGUUGCCUGGGGUUAAAUAGUUUCAAACACAUUUCCAAAGGGUCACGCGAUUUAUGUGACACCUCACACAUAAACAGGUCAUCCUUUUCUAUCCAGAAACCAAAAUGUCAGCGAAUUUGUAUAGUGGAACAUUUAAACGAAAAGCAUUAUGAACCACCCGGUAUUCAGCAUUGGUGUAAAUGUUACGCCUUCGUGCCAUUUGUAUUGUAACUAUAGUGUAAGUGCCAGAUUUGCAUCAAAUAGUUACGCCAAAGAACUUUACCACAUAUUUUGCCCCAAAGUGAAGUUCAUUACCAUAUAUUUCUUGAAGAUGCCCGUCCAUGGGUCCGUAGUGUGUUUUGAAGAUUAUAUAAAUUACGUAAAUUUGAACAUACGAAUUUAGCCCAAAUUUACGCGUUUACGCCAUGCGAUUUCGGGUUGGCAUAAAUGUACGGAUUAUUUUCCAGCGUAUUCUGCCCGUGCUGGUAAUGCAAUGGAUUUAACUGAACCAUAAAGUGGCUUCUUUACACGCUGUCUUAGCUUGACCAAACUGGAUAUUUGUAUUGUUUUAUUAUUAUUAUUUUUUGCUCCGUGUGCCAAGCCGGUUUUUAAGAUGUUGAUAAAUGACAAUAUGAGUGUCCGUAACAGAAGAGAGCGCUAACAUGGCAUGUCGAAAGAGGGAUAAAGGUGCUUUACAGAAAAGAGUAGCCAAGCAUGAACCCAUUCUCAUCUGUCAGCCUUUUAGGGUUUGCCUUGGACAGACUGUAAUUAUAUUUUAAUUCAUUGCAAGCCAUACACUCACAUGCAAAUAAUCCUUUUAUGGUAUUUCGUUUGUUUGUUUUGAAGUAGAACUUUUAAAACACACCUAUACAGUUAAAAGCAGUUAAUUUUGUCAGUAUUCUGCGCUGUAUAUAUAUAUAUCUGUGUAGAAAUAUUUACGUUUGAGGCAAACACUUAAUUUCAGGUCAUUUCAUAGGAUUUUUGUACAAAAAAGCACAUCUCGGUGGUUGGGUGAUAAAUGUUUCCAAAUAAAUGUAUACACUUGUUUAGAUAUCAGUUUUAAAAUGUGACUAAAUCAAGGUGAGCUGGUGACUAUAUACUUUUGGUGGUGCUAAAGUGAGGAGGGACUGUCACAUCUGAGAGAUAAAACAAUUGCUAAGCUAUUUACUGUACAACAUUAAAUGUCGCUCAAAAAAAUAAAAUAAAAAUAAAAAAUCUGCCAGGCCAUGGGACGGAUUUUAAGUCUGUCUUGCCUACUCAUAACGCUAUAGGACUGCAGUGGUGUCAUGUCAUUUCGUUGCCUGGCAACUCUUGUUUUGUCAGUGUUUCAGAAAACUAGUUUUGUGCACUUAUUAAAACCAUUGUGAGCUCUUUCUUGGUGUAAGUGCAUUUCUUUUCAUAUCAGAGCUGAAUCUCUGUAAUAUAACUAGUCAUUCAACAUUGGUUAUGAACAAAUCUUGUACUAGGUAAAGACAGUGAAUCUAGUUGUUAUUUGUGGCAUGGUUAUGCAUUAAAUGGUAAUAGUUUUACCAAUUCAAUUUUUUUUUUUCUUUUUUACACUUUGACUGUCUUGCUGGGUCAACUGUGUUAUUAUAUGUGCAGUAUUACAGUUCCUCUGCUAACAGUAUUAUGGGAAAUGAUAUUAGGUUGUAGUGUUUGAUUAGAUGUCUCUCUAUAGUUUGUGAUGAUUUCCAAACCAUGUCUGAAACUGAUUCUUGUAAUGGUGUUGCGUAUUCAGUAUUAACCUGAUGAUGCUUUUUGGCGUUCUCCUCGUAUUAGUCUUUUUUGUAUUUUCACACAGAUUGCUUUGUAGGAGUCUAUAAAAAUGAAUCUGUUUUGUACAUACAUGUGCCAGCAGCUUGACGGUGGCUUUUUUUGAACUGUAGGAACAAUUUGCUUGCAUAAAUAAAACACACUGUGUACUUGUUAAUAAUUCA